This is a messenger RNA of Meleagris gallopavo (turkey), 606 nucleotides long. Lineage: Eukaryota; Metazoa; Chordata; Aves; Galliformes; Phasianidae. The record is from RefSeq and is a predicted model, not a curated record.
UCAGAGGACACUAUAUUGGUGUGACUGUUCAAGAGUAGCUGGAGCAGUCAUAAAAAGGGAGUGCACUUCUCAGGUAUAUCCGGUUGUAUGGGAGAAAAUUUAGCAAAGAAGAUCAUGUGCUUUUUAUCAAAUUGUUGUAUGAGUUGAUAACAAUCCCAAAGCUGGAGAUCAGCAUGAUGCAAGGUUUUGCACGCCUGUUGAUAAACCUGUUAAAGAAAAAAGAACUGCUGUCCAGGGAUGAUUUAGAGUUACCGUGGAGACCGCUUUGCGAAAUGCUGGAAAGGAUAUUAUACUCCAAAACAGAACAUCUUGGAUUAAAUUGGUUUCCCAAUUCAUAUCGACCAGGCAUGUCUUCACCUAAAACAUUUGUGCUAAAUGUAUUACAUAGGUGUUCUGUAGAAAGUGUUCUAAAAACACUUGUGAAGAGCUGCAGACCGUACUUUCCAGAAGAUGCCACUGCAGAGAUGCUAGAUGAAUGGCGGCCUUUAAUGUGCCCCUUUGAUGUUACCAUGCAAAAGGCUAUUACCUACUUUGAACUGUUUCUGCCUACUACCCUUCCUCCUGAACUUCACCAUAAGGGUUUCAAGUAAGUGUAACCAAAUGCCU